Messenger RNA from Schizosaccharomyces japonicus yFS275, 5324 nucleotides. RefSeq names its product U3 snoRNP-associated protein Rrp5. Gene Ontology annotation, cellular component: small-subunit processome; nucleolus. Gene Ontology annotation, molecular function: poly(U) RNA binding; nucleic acid binding; snoRNA binding. The record is from RefSeq and is a predicted model, not a curated record. Gene Ontology annotation, biological process: maturation of SSU-rRNA; endonucleolytic cleavage to generate mature 5'-end of SSU-rRNA from (SSU-rRNA, 5.8S rRNA, LSU-rRNA); 90S preribosome assembly. The transcript has a single exon. NCBI's taxonomy places the organism in Eukaryota, Fungi, Ascomycota, Schizosaccharomycetes, Schizosaccharomycetales, Schizosaccharomycetaceae. Bases 35 to 5146 code for a protein of 1703 amino acids.
AAGAAAGUUAGACACCACCACUACCCCGUUUCAUAUGGCUGGAUUCAAAAGAAAGAGGGAUUCAUCGUCUGAAAAGGGGAAAAAAGACAAGCCAGUUAGCUCUGGUGACUCUUCUUCAGAGUCGCGGUCGAAACCCGCCAAUUCGAGCAUUUUGCAGCUCGACAACGAAACUUCAUUCCCUCGUGGUGGUGCUUCCGUUUUGACACCCUUAGAGUACAAGGAAGUUGUCAAUGAAGCGAAACGAGACGCUUUGUUCACCGAAAGCAAGGCUAAGCCUGAAAAAAAGCAGACGAAACAAGCUGCGCGUUCAAAAUCAAAAUUGUCGAAGAAAUCGAAGAAAACAGCCAAUGCUGAUGACGACGAUGAAGGCUCGGUGCCUAUAUCUCACUUCUCUUACAAAUCAGUUGUUGAAGGAACCAUUGUUUUUGGUCGUAUCAGCGAAAUUAAUACUCUGGAUUUGGCUGUUUCCCUUCCCAACUGCCUCACUGGUUAUGUUCCUAUCACUAGCAUUUCUGAUUCGUUGUCAGAGAGAUUGGACAAGUUGGACGAAGUUGAUGAGGACAACAAGUCGGUUGCACAGGAAUCAUUCCCUGACUUGUUGGACUUUUACACGGUCGGCCAGUGGGUUCGUGCCCGUGUUACCUCUAUCACCAACGAUAGUAGUUCUAAAAAGAAAAAACGUAUUGAGCUAAGCUUGCGUCCCCAAGAUGUGAAUGGUGGGCUCGGUGCAGACGGUUUUGUUAAGGGUUCCGUUAUACAAACUGUCGUUACCUCCUGGGAGGAUCAUGGCAUUGCUAUGGACCUCGGUAUUGAGGACUUUACUGGUUUCCUUCCUUUGGGUGCCUACAACCCGGAAACAGAGUUUAUGGAGGGACAAACCGUGCUCUGCACGGUUACAUCUAAAAAAGAUCGUGUCUUCCAACUUGCCAUGCAUCAGGCGUCUCCUAAGGCUUUAGAUAAGUUCCCAUCUGUGCAAGCAAUUCUUCCCGGUAACCUUGCCAACGUUCUCAUUACUGACGUCCUUGAAAAUGGCGUUACCGGAAAGCUGAUGGGUGUAUUAAACGUAACUAGUGAUUUGAUGCACUCAUCCCUUUCUCAAAACGAACGCCUCGCAAACGAGUUUACUAUUGCCAAGACGAGACCAGCUCGUAUUUUGUACACUAUCCCCUCUUCCCCUCCCACCGUCGCCGUAACAUUCUUGCCCCAUGCUGUAGAUUUUAACAAAACCAGUGCUGAACAGGAAAAUCCACUUGAGAAGCUUCCGCUCGGCUUUACUGUUGAAGAGGCAAAGGUGAGCGCUGUCUCCCCUUCCUUGGGUAUUUUCUGCGACGUUGGUGUCGAGGGCGUUCGCGGCUUUGCCCACAUUUCCCGUCUUUCGGAUUCGCGUGUAGACAAGGUCGAUCCUUCAUCUGGUGACUAUCAGCUGCAUUCUACACACAAGGCACGUAUCACAGGUUUUAGUUUUGUCGACAACCUUUUUGUUCUUUCCCUUCAAGAAUCCAUUAUUGACCAACCCUUCCUUCGUGUUGAUGAUAUCCCCGUUGGAAAAGUCAUUAAAGGAAGUGUUGUUCGCUUGUUUGCACAAGGCGUCAUCGUUAAAUUGUCUGAGGGUAUUAAUGGUUUAGUUCCCACUGCCCAUAUGGCCGAUGUUCAAUUGCAUUUCCCCGAGAGAAAGUUUAAGGAGGGUCUUCCCGUUAAGUGCCGCGUCUUGGCUGUUGACUCGGACAGAAAGCGCGUCCUUCUUACACUUAAAAAGUCUUUGCUGAAUUCCGAUCUCCCUAUCAUCGAUUCUUAUGAGUCAGUUCAACCAGGUGCCAAGGCUGUUGGUGUUUUUGCUCGUAUUCUCAACACUGGUGCUGUUGUUGAGUUCUACAAUCACGUUCGUGGUUUCUUGCCCACUGCUGAGAUGAGCGAAGCUUACAUUCAAGAUGCUCGUGAUCAUUUCAAGGUUGGUCAGACCGUUUCUGUUACUGUCGUGAACUGUGAUCCUGAGACUCGCAAGAUGCGUCUUAGCUGUCGCGAGCAAAACUGGACCAACGAACGUUCACAACGGUUUACUGACUUGGAAGUUGGAUCUGUUGUCUCCGGAGCUGUCUCUCAAAAAACCGAGAACUCGGUCAUUGUUGACUUGGGUAACAGCGUAAACGGUGUUAUUCAAGUUGGACACUUGUCCGAUGGUGAUGCCAAAAAAUGUCAAAAGAUUCUUAGCAAAAUUCGUGCUACCACGAAGCUGUCCGAGGUACUUGUUCUUCGCAAGGAUCUUGAGAAGCGUAUUGUUUUUCUUACUUUGAAGCAAUCUUUAAUCGAUGCCGCUAAGGCCGGAAUGCUUCCUAAGACUUUGUCUGAUCUUAAAGAAGGUGUUAAGUAUGCUGGUUUUGUCAAAAACAUUACCGAGUUUGGUGUUUUUAUUGAAUUUGCUAAUGGUGUUACUGCGUUAGCACCUAAGGCUUAUUUAUCGGAGAACUAUGUUCCCCUGCCUGCUGCUUUGUUCAAGCCUUUCCAGUCUUUGACUUGCGUCUGUUUUUCCAUUGAUAUGGAGAAGGAGCGUGCUUUGGUUUCAUUGAAGCCACUGGACAAGGUUAAUGAGAAGGUUGAUGAAAUUACGGAAAGUAAAUACGUCGUUAUCGAACCCGUUGAUGAAUCUAUAACCAAGGCCUAUGAUUACACUACCGGCAAGUUGACCUGGGGUGUAAUUAGUUCCGUAAAGGCUACGCAGCUCAAUAUUGAUCUCGCUAAGAACGUCCAUGGCCGUGUUGAUGUAUCUGAGGCUUUUGAUAAUUUUGAGGAUAUCUCGGAUCCAUCCAAACCUUUCUCUACAUUCAAAAAGGGCGACAAGAUUCAGGUCAGAGUUCUCGGAACUCAUGAUGCCAAAAACCACAAGUUUUUGCCUAUAUCUCAUCGCGUAUCACCUCGUCAGUUUCUGGAGUUGAGCAUCAAACCUUCCGUGAUGAAGCAGACCGAGUUCUCUGGCGAAGCUUUAACGUUCAAGAAGGGUGAUACUUGUAUUGCUUUUGUUAACAACACAACUCCUGAAUGCAUCUGGGUUUCCGUUGGCUCUAAUCUCCGUGGCCGUAUUGCUGCCCUGGAUGCGUCGAACGACCUUGAGACACUGAACUCUAUUACUGAAAAGUUCCCUGUCGGCAGUGCUAUUCAAUGUACAGUGCUUUCAUCCGGUGAAAUUUUGACACUCUCUGCUAUGGAGCAUGUUGUAGAUUACGAAACUAUCAGUGCUGGUGACAAACUCUUGGGAAGAAUCUCUAAUAUCAAUGAUAUGGGAAUGAUUGUCCAACUCCCUGGUGCUUUGUCCGGUCGUGUAUCAAGAACCGAUGUCUCCGAUGAUUUUGAAACAUCUCCUAACUCUCUUUUCUCGCGCAAUCAGUUUGUUCGCGUUUAUGUGUUGAGUGUUGACGUUCCCAACCGAAAGAUUGCCUUGAGUACUAGAGCUUCUCAUUUCGAGGAGGGCAAGGAGAUUAAGGAUCCUGAGAUCAAAUCAUUUGAAGAUGUGGAGAUGAACCGAGUUUACAGAGGUUUCGUCACCAACGUUGCGGAUACUGGUUUAUUCGUGACUCUUGGUCGCAACGUUGUUGGUCGUGUAAAGAUCGCAGAACUUUUUGAUUCUUUCAUCAAGGAGUGGAAGCCUCAUUUCCAAGUCAGCCAGCUUGUUAAGGCUAAGGUCGUUCACGUGGACCAGGAAAAGAAGCGUAUCGAACUGUCUUUGAAGCCUAGCCGCGUGUCUAGCAAGGAAGCCUCUGCUAAGGAGUUUUCGGAAAUUGAAGUCGGCAGCAACGUUGACGGCACUGUUAUUCGUUGUGAGGACUUUGGAGUUCUUAUUCGUUUGGAUGGUACCGAUAAUAUCGUUGGCCUGUGUCACAAGUCAGAAAUUGCUGACACUACCGUCAAUGAUGUGACCAAGCUUUACAGCGCCGGAGACAAGGUGCGUGCACAUGUUUUGAGUGUUGAUCCAGAAAAGAGACGUGUUGCUCUCGGAUUAAAAUCUUCUUACUUUGAUGCCGAUUCGGAUGUCGAUAUGUAUGAAAGUGGAGCUGAGGAGGAUCUUGAAUCCUCUGCUGACGAAGAAGAAGACUCUGAUGAAGCCAUGGAUGAGUCUGCCGAAGAGGAAGUAAACUCUGAUUCAGAAAGCGAGUCUAGUGAUGAGGAAAAAGAGGAUGCUAAGGGUUUAGAGGCCGCGGGUUUUGACUGGAAGGCCGAUUCUACUGUUUUUGAUAAAGAGGCAUCUGCGGAUUCUUCGGACGAAGACUCGGACGCUGAGGAUGGUCCUCAGCGCAAAAAGAAGAAGAACGUCAAGGAUGACGACGAAGAGCGUGAUUUGGACGAUGCUCCGCAAGGUCCCGCUGACUUUGAGAGAAAGCUUCUUUCAGAGCCCAAUUCAUCGUUGUUGUGGAUUGGCUACAUGGCUUACCACCUGGGCUUAAACGAAAUUGACAAGUCUCGUGAAAUCGGACAACGUGCUUUGAAGGCAAUCAACUUCCGUGAGGAGGAAGAAAAGCUUAAUGUUUGGGUUGCUUUACUCAACUUGGAGGUUGCUUAUGGCAAUGAAGAGACUUUGGACAAGACGUUCAAGGAGGCCUGCCACUUUUACGACGAGCUUGUCGUUUAUGAGCGCCUGUGUGGUAUACUCAUUAAGCAACAGCGCCUUGACUUAGCGAAGGAGUAUAUGGAGCGGAUGGUUAAGCGGUUCAGUCAGAUCGCUUCUGUUUGGCUCAACUAUGCUACAUUCUUAAUGAGCAACGAUGACGCUGAAGCUGCUCGGGGUUUACUUCAACGCAGUCUUCAGAGUUUGCCAAAGAAGGAUCAUGUUUCCACCAUUGAGAAAUUCGCUCUGCUCGAAUUCAAACAAGGUGAUCCCGAGCGCGGACGUACUAUCUUCGAAGGUCUUCUUAGCAACUAUCCUAAGCGUCUUGAUCUGUGGAAUGUCCUGUUGGAUAUGGAAAUCAAGCAGGGUGACGUAUCAAUCGUGCGCCGUUUGUUUCAACGUCUUCUGGCCAACAAACUUUCCCUGAAGAAGGCUAAAUUCGUUUUCAAGAAAUGGCUUUUAUUUGAAAAGGACCAUGGUACCCCAGAGGGUGUUGAAGACGUGAAACAACGUGCUGCUGAGUACGUUGAACAACAUCAAUCCGACGAGUAAGGGAUCUGGUCAAUGAGGAAAUUGUUUUGGUAUUUUUUUAGGACUUAAAAUUUUUGGUAUGUUUGGCAUCGCAAUACAAUUCUUAAUUACAAUGGAUACAAAGAAUAAAUGACAGUUGCUGAGGACAAGAAAUCAUGGGUAUGAACUGCAGAUUCGUUGCAAAUGAAACUAUAAGGGC